AUGUACUGGGCUGCUGGCUUCGCCUCUUCCCGUCCGUGUGUGGUCGAGCUGGGGCGGAAUCACAGCCUGCCGCUCGGGCUGUGCGGCUCCGAGCAGCAGCAGUCGUUAUAUGGCUAUAUCAUCGCCUUCCCUUUGCAGGACUACGGAGGCAUCAUGUCGGCUCUGGGCUCGGACUCCUGGUGGAAGAAGACCCUGUACAUCACUGGGGGGGCCCUGCUGGCUGCUGCAGCCUACCUACUGCAUGAACUGCUUGCCAUCAGGUAGGAAAGUGUUAUUGUUAUCUACCUUUUUAUGCAAACAGUGGUGUUUUUCAAUUGAUAAGCAUAUGGGUGUCACUAGACUGGGCUGUGAUAGGCUGCAUUUAUGAAUGGGCAUGAGUGGGUCCCUCCAUAGAUUGCUGUUUCCUUGCAGAUCUCGCGGUGAUUUCUGGGGUUUCAGAGCCUGUGUUUCUCCUCCCAAGGACACGACACUUGCUGGGGAGGAAAAAAAAAAAACAAAUAAAUAAAAAAAUAAGUCACGAGUCUGUUCAUGUGCCAGCUCUCGUGCCAGUUCUGUCGGCACCUGAGCGUGAAUAAACGAAGCGCUCCUCGGGCGCUGCGGAGUCAGAGCGACCUUUGAUGAACUCUAGCGUAAGAUGCACAACUGCAGCACACAGAUACUGAGAGAAAACACCAAGUUAUUUACCUCUACCUUCUUAUGGGGGCGGAAGGAUGGGGUGUGAUGAGUCCCUGGGAUGUAAACAUGAUUAUCUCAGAUCUGGGAGGGGGGGAUUAUUUUGGACCAGGCCAGUACCGGGGUGUAAGUACAUCCUGUCACAGUGGCCUGGUAGUUUUUGCUUUCACUUCCCCUCCCCCUCCCCCCCUCGUGGUAAUCUGUGUAACCUUGCAUCUCGUGCAGAGACGUUGCUGCCGAAUCACGUGCAGCCUACGGAGGCUGGACCCGCAGCCUGCCAGCAUCAUCUGUUCAUGCCAUGUGAUGUGGUCGUUGGCAGUGGCAGCAGCUCUGCCACUAUAGUCAGCUUCUAUCCUCCAUAUUACCUCUACGUAAAGAGAUCUUUAAUGUUAAGAAAGCCCCUUAAGUGGGAGAUUUGUACACCAUAUUAAAGUAGACUGGGGUAUAUAAGAAGGUCAAGAUGCAGAGGACACGUCUCACAGUGAUGUUUGGAUACAGACUGUACAGAGAUUUCGAUUGAAUUCAGCACCAUAUGACUGUGGAUAGCAGCCGGCACAGUGGUGUAGUGGUUAUUACUGUCGCCUCACAACAAGAAGGUCCUGGGUUCGAAUCCGGCUUAGGGUGUUUCUGUGUGGAGUCUGCGUGGGUUAACUAUGGGUACUCUGGUUUCCUCCCACAUCCCCAAAACAGGAAGAAGUGGGGUUAGGUUAAUUGGUCACUUUCAAAUUGCCCAAAGGUGUGGAUGGUUGUUUGUCUCUAUAUGUCAGCCCUGCGAUGAACUGGCAACUUGUCCAGGGUGUCCCCCGCCUUCGCCCGAAGAUGCUUGGAUAUAAGCUUAUUCGGGAACAGGAAUAAGCGGUAGAAAAUGGAUGGACUGUGGACAGCAACUUAUACGACUUGGAAUGGUUUCAGCACCACAAGGAGCUGGAAAGAGACACACAUAAACUACUGUACCGGGUGUUAUGUAGUUACCUGUUCAUCUGGCAAACCAAGCUGAAACUGAUGCAGUCUUUUAACACCGUCCUAAUCUGAGCAAGGUUAAAGAGUUUGUUCUGUGGGACUGUGUAGCAACACACACUGUUUCUGUUCAUCUGCAUUCAGAGAAUCAAUGAUAUGAAAAAGAUAUUCACAAUGACAGGAACACCAACAAUAAAACCUGAUACAAUUCAAUCACUACAACAAGUAGAGCCUCCAAAGUGAUAGGCUAGAGAUGGACCAGCUAAUCUGGCAGAUAAUUGGUAUCUUGAAAUAAUCUGCAUCACAUUAGCAUCAUUAUUUAUAAUGGCGCCAUCUUUAAAUCUUAAAUAGUAGCUGGUUAGUGUAGAAUAAUGCAGUUUAAUGCUGCUUCUGACAAGAUUAUCAUGAAUUUAAUAGGAUAACUCAAUGUAUUUUCCCAUUUCACAAAUUAAUAAAGAAUGCAUUCAAAACAUGUUACUACCUAAGACAAUCGUGGUUAAGAUUGAAAUGUGCCCAGAGUAAUAAAAUCAACUUUACUUUCUUUUAGCUUUUUUUUCUGAUGUCCUUCAAUUUGUUGUAAUAAUAACAGACAGAAAUCCAAAAGUCUCUUUGGUACAAUUUUUUUUACUGCGCUAAAUAUUUUUCUGUCUACAGUAAUUUAAAACCUGCUGUAUCAGCCAUUGUAGUAUGAACAUUUGGAGGCCAAAAGGAAAGUAAUGGUGUGUAAUGUUGGACUGUAUUGUUCUUUACUAAGACCUGUUAUGUUCCUGAGGGUGGACUACAAAGAUCUAACCCCCUGAAACGAACACUGAACCUUUUGGGUGAGGGGGUUGUGUAGUGCUACUGUGCUAUUCCUCACCAUAUGAUGGCAGCUGUUCUUAAUAGGCUGACUGCUGAUUGUAUUAUUCAUGAUAAAAUAAUAGAUACAAUUUGAGUACAUACAGUCAGCCCACUUUAAAGUUCUAUUGAAUAAUUUAGACUUACAGAGGUGGUGAUAAAAGGAACGCCAAAUAGAUCAGCAGGCUCUGUCUGUCUCUGGGCAAAAUCUUGGUGAUGCCAGCCUGUAACAUUUUCUUUUGCCACUUUUGGGAGGAGAAAUUUGUGAUCCGAUCUGAUUUUGGAGGUUUUUAAUUUUGUAUUUCUAGUGUUUGCUGUGUUCACUGAGUCUGCUGAGGGCAGUUCUUGAUAUAUCCAUCACAGACUUUGGCCUCAGUGUUUUUUUGAUGGUCUCAUCUUAGAAAAAGUGUUUGUUUCAAUGAGGCCUCAAAGUGUCCUUACUACAUAUGAAUCAGGAACACAUGCAUAACUCUCAUCGUAAAAUAAACAUUUUAGAGCAACGACCCCCACAUCCAGAGCUGUCCAAAGAACACAGACUAGCGAUAUAGUACCAGUAGAAUAUUUUCUUAUAGUGUGUGUAGAAAACAGUCAAACAGUAUGGCUGAUCAUAGAUGACGGAUGAGACUAGGCCAAGAGUGUAUCUGCUUAAAACUGGGGCAGUACUGUGAUUCAUUUGGUCAAUAAAUUCAAUUGUAACUGAAGCUGUGAAAACAACACAACUGAGCAGUGAUAGUGAUACAAAAAAAUCAAUAUCAGCGGUUAUGUAAACCCUCAAACUGCCAUAGAUUCCUGUUUUUUUUAAUUCAAGUUACUCAACAAAAACACACAGGGCUUUCUAAAUAUUAAACAAACAGCUGUGCAGUGAAGUAUUGUGUUAAAGUAUUGUAACAAAUAAGCAAAAGAGAUUUUAUCCUCAUAAGGCUCAACCAGAAAAACUAAACGUAGGCUCUCGCAGAACAGUUUUGUGAAAGCUGAUAAAGAGAAGCCUCGAGAUUGCAUAAAAUUAAAGUGUCCAUGUUUAGUAGGUGGUUGUGCUCAGGGACACAGGGAUUUACUGCCGUGUCACUGCGCUAUAAUAAACUGCAGGUGUGACCCGUUACUUCCUGGAAGGUCUGUAGAGCCUGAAACUGAGCAGCAAAUCUGGCUUCCUGUUUGGAUGCUGAGUUCUGGUUAGUAUUAAUCUCACAGGCUGGCUGACCCAGAAAAAAACAGGUUGUUGGAUUGACCCUCUUAGCCAGAAUUUUUACAGUUGUACAUCUGAAUCAGUUAUCAUUCCCAGUCUCAUCUUUUAAGUUUCGAUAAAAAAAAGACUCUUUAUUGAUGCCACUGGUGUCUGCACAAAGACAGCUGGGUUUAAGAUAUCAAAGCUGAUUGUCGUCCCUGAAGAACCAUUCAUUUGUUUUUGUUUGUUUUUAAAAAGCAGUCCCAGGGAGAGAGAGUAUCAAUCAAAGUAAACAAAAAGAUAUUACACCUUUUUGUUCUGUGUACUGUCAAUCAAAUCUUGAGGAAAAUAGAUCAAUAAAUCGUUUUCAUUUAUCUAACACAGUUGUCAUAAUCUGUUAGUGUAAGUUUAGGCAACCUGAUCCAAACAACAGUGUUAACUAGAGAGUCUGUUAUUUCUCCAUCUUUUUUCUCUGUGUAGGAAGGAACAAGAGCUGGACUCUAAAGACGCCAUCAUCCUCCAUCAGUUCUCCAGGCCAAAGAACGGCGUGCCCAGCCUCUCACCUUUCUGCCUCAAAAUAGAGACGUACCUGCGCAUGGUGGACCUGCCCUACCAGGUGAUACUCGGCACACUGUUGCAAGUGUAAACUCCUUUAAUGUCCAUGCUAAUGUUUCAUGGCAGUUUGGGACUGUUUUACCUUUUUUUAUUUUAUUUUAUUUUUUUACAAAAACCGACAAAUCUUCGCACCUAAACUGUGGCGCAUCACAAACUUUAUGAUUUAUAAUUUCUGAAAAGAGAGCUAUUUUUACCCGUGUAUCUUGUCUUUGGUGGCAACUUCCACCAGAGACAUUUGUGUAUCUUUUUCUUUUUUAAUUCCCUAUCUGACUAUGAGUCCCUAUUAUGGCCUAACCUUUCAAACAAUGGAUCAAUGCUAAAGUAAAACUCAAUGGCCUCUUAUAUUAGGAGUCGUCCAUCCUGUGCUCUAGGCUUUAUGAUUUUUUUUAAGUUUCUAACAAGAUUAUAAGAGGGUUGUUUCGGAAUUUAGAGACCUUUUAAAACAACAUGCAUCUGUUGAAAAUGUUCCUCAAAUGAUAAGAUAAGAUAAGAUACUCCUUUAUUUGUCCCACAAUGGAAAAUUCCCAAUUUACAGUUCAUCUUUUCCAAACCGACACCACUUUUUCUUAGAUGAGAAAACGGAAAACAGGAGGAAGGAAGAGAGGAAAAAAAGACAAUUCCAAACUCUGCUCCUGUUGGGGGACACAUUGUAGGAUCAGUGAAAAAACACCUCAGCACAUAAGUAACAUAAUAAAAAACAUCACAAUAAAAAGAAGUGACCAAACUAUUGAGAGGCUUUUGAGGAAUCCUGGCUCACUAACUGGAAAACACAGUGUGAUGUAGUGUUGAAUAUAUUUAAUAUGAUAAUUCAAAGUCAUGUUUCAGGAAUCAGAAAUAAUGUAUAACCAUUUUGUUCUAAAAAGAGUUUUGUUUUUGUAGAAUGAACCUUUUGUGAUCAAAUAUUUUCUUUUUAUUGCAAAUUUGGGUUCGAAUACAAUAAGUUUCAAUUACUUUUAAAAUGCUAAAAAAAAAGGAAAAAAAAUCCACCCCCCACUUUUAUAUCCACAUGGAGGCCUCACACCAGGCCACCAUCUUCAUCAUGUUUCUACGGUAGCACAGGAUGGACAAACUAGUAACAGUCAUGUUUAUGUAUUUUCUGAGUGGUCACAGAAAAUGCAGCAGUUUGAAGAUGAAAACGAAGAGAAGAAUUUGUAUUGAUAGAUGUUUUUGUUUGACAUAUGGAGAAUUAUACCUCUCAUUUAUCACAGAAGCUUCUUGUCCUUGAAGGCCACUGUCCUCUCAUUGGUAGGAGGGGUGAGCAGCAGGGGAGUGUUUCUACAUACUCUACCUUUUAAGCCACCAAUAGGAAUAUAAGCCACAAAUUAUUAGUUGAAUUGUACAUAUUCUGACUUGUAGCUGUUUCUCUCUGCAGAACUACUUUGAUGGGAAGCUGUCGCCGCAGGGUAAGAUGCCCUGGAUGGAGUACAACCACGAGCAGGCAUCGGGGUCAGAGUUCAUCAUAGACUUCCUGGAGGAGAAACUGGGUGUCAACCUCAACCAGAACCUGACCCCGCAGGAGAAAGCUGUGUCACGAGCUGUAACCAAAAUGGUGGAGGAACACCUCUACUGGUAGGGGUCUCGUGUUGAAAAUAAAAAACUUCUGUGUGAUGGAAACUAGGAAUCCCAAUACCCCAGCUUUGAUUGAAAUUCCAGUGGUGUCAAUGGAACAACUCUCAGCUUUUUAAAGGGCAAAAUGCAGCAACUAGUUUGUAUUCUGGAGAUCCAGUUGUUCUUGAAGGCUGAUUUUAUGCAUUUGCUGUCUGCACAUAUACACUCCUGAUCACAAAUUCAUGUUUACAACAUAAUAAAGCCCGUCAGCCCAUUGUUAUGCAGUGGCAGGAACCACCCACACUGAUCUCAUUGAAAAAACACUGUCACAUUGAUUUCAACAGCUCAAGAGACAUUUCAAGCCUUAGACCCAUCUUGUUUAAGGUUUUUGUUCAUUUCAGCAUUAUUUAUGCAGCCCUCCAGCCCAGACUGACUCUAUCCUCACCAUCACUUUGUGUUAACGGCCAUCCGUCGUUGUGGUGAGUCACUCAAGUACCUCUGGGUGAGAAGCACAGCGCUGCUAGGAAAUCGUUUACUACUCCUCCCACACCCAGAGAGGCUCAAAGUGUUUUCCAUUACCUAAAAGCUUCAUCCAUCAUCACAAUAACACCCCAAACACACACAAACACGCACUGAAACACACGUACACACAAAAAUGCUAUAAUGUAAUUUUGUCUCAAUGCCUGCUCCUCUCUGUUGAGCGACAUAAGGAGGUAUUUUGAACCAAAGAUGAGGACGUUCAGUCUGUCUGAGGCUGUAGAGCUAAGUAGAGUUACGAGGUUCUGUAACAUUUCUUCAAAGCUCUAGAGGUCAGUCAUGUAACCUACAUCCUCCAUUUCCUCCUUCCCUCCUUGUGUCUCUUCCUUGCUCUCCUUCCGCUUAUCCUCCACCCACUCUGUGCCAACUUUAGACCCACAUAUAGACCUAUUGAUUCAAUUAUUUAUGUCAGGGAAGGGCAGUGUGGCGGCAUGUUGAUCUCUGAGCUGCAGAGCAUCAGGCCAGCUGACGCUUCCGUCAUUUCCUGACAGCUGUCCUGACUGAUGCUGGGAUAAAAAUAAGAAAGCAAGAAAGUGAAGGCCAGGCUGCUGAACUCAUGGCUCGAUACACAGCUGCAGGAAGAGGCAACAAAGACUUUGUAUACUUUUUUCAGUGGUUGAUUUUGAACCGUGAUGAAGAUACAGGCAUUUAUUAACCGAUAGUGGGCGAUAGUUUUUUCACUCCAGUCUGCAGUUCAGUUUGUACUCUAAACUGACAAACAGCAGACCCAUAUUGGACCACCAGGCUUAUGGGCAAAGGUUUUAUUCCCCUUUCUCUCAUCAUUAUGUAAUAAUCUUCUACUCUGCAGUUUGUGCACAUGUUGUAAGCUCUCCUUCUCUCUCUGUGGGUCUACAUCUCCAUUUUUUAUGAUGUUAUUAAAGGCUAGUGAGAGUAAAAAGAGAAAAGAGAGAGUGUAAUGGGAACUACAGCUCUUUUUAGUGAGCCAGAUCAUUUGGCUCCCAAAUGGCUCUUCAUUUUACCACUUAUAUAUUUUCUAAUUUAGCCAAAUUUCGCGUUGUUUGGCUAAUGAUAUGUACAUAUGUGUACACAUACCUCUUAAAUAAUUCAAUACAUCCUUUAUACUCAAGUAUCCACAGGUAAACUACAUUUUCUAAUAUCAGUAAAUUGCUGUAGCCAAUUGUUUUAAUUGCAGUUACAGACCCUUGUGACUCUCUGAAACCACCAUGGGAAACCAUGAAUGGACUGACUUACUUGUAGAAUCACUCAAAGCAAAUAGGAACAUCUUUAAAAACUCAAGCACAGAAAUAAAAAAGGACAGUAAUUGAGAUUUUCAAUAUUAAUUUAAUCACAAAUGAUUAAAUAAAUAACAUAAUAAAAGGAAAUAGCUGUAUUGCAAUGAACAAAACAGCAGCAUUUCACAGUUUUAGGUGUAUUAUUGAACUGACCACCAUCAAGAAUAAAAAUGGCAGCAGCAAAUAUGUCCAUGUAGAUUCUCAUUCAUCCAGGUCAUGGUUAUCUUGAAGACUUAAAACAGGCAACUGGACUGUGUAGAGUUGAGAAGAUGUUUCGCCUCUUAUCCAAGAAGCUUCUUCAGUCUUCAAGAUGCAGCAGCAAAGUUAAUCAAAUACAGAAAGAGAGACAAAAAGAAAGGAAAAAAAAGAAAACAGCUUACAGAUGGGAGCCGGCUCCCAUCGUUCACAUUAAAGAGCCGGCUCUUUGAACCGGUUCGUUCAUGACCAGCACAUAACUAGCCCUAAUGUAAAAAGGGGAAGCAUUCAGCCACUGGACACCCACCACUCCCUCUUGUAAUGUUAGCCAGAUGCUUUAAUUGAAUUUCUAUUGAGCCACCAGUCAUGUCGAGUGAUCGGACAGACUGCAGGCUGGACACAGAGGCUUCCUCUCAAUCGUGUCACAGCUCAUGGAUUAGUCACCACAAGCCGAAAUCUGACAUGAGGCUUCCCGGCUUUCAGACAACCUGAGGUAGAAGCUCAGUCUGUAUUUUUAGCAAGGUGGUUUGAAAAAGUGUGUUAAGAAUAAAGCAGCUUAAUCUUGUUGGUGUCUGCACGCAAAAACAGCUUGGCUAGAAAAACAUCAGCAAUGAAUGUUCCAAACAGCGGACAGUUAACCUCCUUUAAUGUGUAUUUUAAUGGGAUCAAGGUAAAACAAUUGCCUCUUAUUGGUUUCCCUGAUUAAAUCUCUGCUGGUCACAGAGGAUUAGGUGCAGAUAAAGAGAGGCAGAAUUAGAGAGGGAUUGUGAGGGUGCAUGUUUGGCUUGUUUGCACAUAGACAAACAGGAUCUGUAUGUCUGUCUGUCUGCUGCCUGAAACAGAUUUAUUGUCAUAGUAGCUGCUCAGGUUUCAUUUUUAAAAUUCAGCACAAGCAACAUGUAAUCUAUGAUGAGAAAUACUCCAGAGUAACAUUUAUUUUCCUUUUACCAAUGUCUUAAAGAUUUUUUCUUGUUCCUAUAACCCGUGUCAGUAUGAGAGGUGGCAAGAGACCAGUCCAGACAGUUCCUCACGUUCAUGACAGCGACCUGCAAGAUUGAACGGCUGAAUAUUUGAUGUUAUGUCCUUGCAGCCAUUGAGAGCAGUGCAGCUAAAAAAUGUGGCAGUGGAGCGUAUGGUGUGCUGCACUUUUAUUGAUUGAGACAAGAUUUAUUGUCAUAGACACAGAAGGUUGAUGGUAACUGGAGGCAGGGGCUCACAAGCCAAGAUUAAUACGUGUCCAUGUGGAUAAGGACCAUUUUUUCUGUAUGUUUUAGUAUCUUGUUAGGUGUUGCAAAUAGCAGCCUUGGAUAUAAGCUGAUUUUAUAAUCUCUGCAUGAUCAAAUUUCAGAACUUGUUUGUUUUGUAAUGGCAGAAGAAUCAGGAAUUGAUGGUUUUAUGUAUGAGUGUGAUGAUUCUGAAACGUUGGCUCGCCAAAUGUGAUAAUCUUUUGUCUGAUUUGAAACAGAUCAAUCUUUCACUCGCCUGUUUGUGUGUUUUUUUCUUCUUCUUUCUUUUAAGCCAUGUUUCUCUUGCAGAGUGAUGUUCACAACAAAGUUUGCUCUGUGUCGAGCUCACUCAGCAGGUUACUCAUACUAUGAUGUUGGAUGAGGUCAGUUGAUGAUGAUAAAUAAAUGGGUGUAUACGUUAGGGUGUGUUUCAUUAGAUUUAUUUAGGUUUGAUUCUGUUUGGCUCUUGAGGAUGUGCAGCUGCAACCGAGAGAAAAAGACACUAAAUCAAGUUUUGCAAAAUGUACAAAUAACUAAAAGACAAAGAAACAGCUUGUUUAUUUGUAGUUAGUGGCACUCACAGGUAAAAACUGAGAUGAUACUAUCAAAAUAUGCCCAUGUUAAAUAGGGCACAUACAAAAUUAAAUGAAGUAUUACAGUAACAUUUUAAAUUUAGAUAUUUGUAAUAAGCAUUGAUUAAUAUAAGUGAGCACUUGUAAGACCUUGUAAGUGCUUAUAAAGGUUUGUAACUGUUGUUAAGUGUUAAUUUAGUGAACUAUGAGAUAUAAAAGAGGAAUCCUAAUACCGCCACUUUGAUUACAACUCCAGCGGUGUCAGUGGAACAAUUCAGUUUAUAAGUAACCUAAUAAAUUAAGUUACGUUAACUUAAUUUCAAUUAACACAUUUAUUAUUGCAUAUAAGACACUUACAAGGCCAUUAAUUUAUCAGUAAUUUUAAGAUACUGUUCCCACUGUAGAUCUAUUGCUGCAAAGGAGCAUUAGCAGUUUAUAGCUGCAUAAUGAACCAAUUAGUAAUCCCUGUAAAGCAUUGAUUUUAAUCUUUCAUAGUCUUAUUCAUGGUAAAGUUACAGUAAGAAGUGGUCUCUAAAUGAUCAGUGUUCAUAAGAAAGCUUAUAAUAAAUGUUAAUUAUGAUUAUGAUAAAAUCUUAUAGUUAUAUAAUGUUGAUCAACAUCUUAUUUAAUUCUGAAAGCUGUCUUUACUGUAAUAAAGAUUAAGUCCUGAAGUUAAUAAUGUAAUGUUCAUUAUUUUUAAUUAACUCUUUUGAACUGUAGUUAAUGCUAAAAAACAUCCCAAGAACACAUAUAAAUGUUUAUUUUAACCCUAAAAGGUCCUUUAAAUAGUUUAUUAACUAUUAAUUAAUGCUUAAUACAAGCAUAUGCCUUUAAGUAUUCGCUCGUGUACUAGGUGUAUGUAGGGGAUGUUAAAUUUUUUUUUUCUGAUGCAUUAAUUACAGCAUUGAAUUACAGCAGCUCUUGUUGAUUUUCCUGAUCAUGGUCAGAAAACACUGCCAAACUAUUAUUCUCAUUAAGAAUUACAGGAACAUGAGGAACCCUCUUUUUUUUUUUUGAAAAACCCAAAGAACUAAGAAAAGCAGACAGAAGCUCUCAAGUUUUGCCAAGUCUGAAAGGAUCUGUGCUCUAACUGAACUGGUGUUGGACCAACUUCCGCUAUAACACAAGACUGUGUUUUGUCUUUCAGGACGAUAGCCUACUGUCAGUGGGUGGACAAUCUGGAGGAAACUCAGAAGCUUCUGGCGAUGAGCGGCCCUCUGAGCGACACACUGAAGUGGAUACUAUGCCACCUGAAUGGCAGCAUGGUGCGCAGGGAGAUGUACGGUCACGGCAUCGGGCGCUUCUCCAAAGAGGAGGUGUACACGCUGAUGGAGAAGGACAUGAGGACUCUGGCCACACUGCUGGGUAAGAACAGGAUUGUGUGUGUGUGUGUGUGUGUGUGUGUGUGGACAGGAUCUUUAAUGCCUCUUUGCCAAACCAUUGCUCACAAAAACGUGCUCCAUUAGGACAUCAACUAACCUCAUCACAUUUAUGAGCAGUAAUCUACUGUACGUGUUCAAGAGAUAACCCAUCCUCUGUUACGUAAUAUGAUAAUGGAGUUAGCAGAGUUAUUAUUUGGAAACAUAAUGGCGUGCCUUUUUUUUUCAUUUUAAAUCCCUCUGCAUUAGUGAAGAGAUUUCUCUUUUCUUACGAAAAGUGGUGGGCGGUCAUUGGUGUCUGUGAAAACUCAGUGUUGUGCACAAUUUUAUAUGAUAAUGGACAUGGCAGUCAUGUUCAAGUGACAGCUGAAAGACAGAGUUUGUCUUGGUCGACAGAGGGGAUAUCAUGUUGAUAUGAGUGAUAUUGAAAUUACCUCUGAGAGCUGAUGAAAGGCAGGCUGAUGAGGCCUAAUGAAGACUUUGAGGGGAUGCUUAAUAGGAUAUGAAUAUGAUAUGAGCAGCAGCAGCACUUCCUGUCUUAUAAAGACGUUAUUCAGUGAAAAGAUUCAAUUCAUAUGUGUCCUUUAAUGAGAGUGUAAUUGUUUUGAGUCGCCUUACCGAAAACAUAAAGUUUAUUUUCACAAGUGGCCAUGCAGAAAAGUGUCAGAGAGAAGAAAUAAGUGAAAACAAGUCAAGUUUUAGAUGGCUCACACAAGGAUACAGUAUCAGAGUAUUGAGAAAGAAACCAAGUGUCUGAUGCAAGAGAGAAAAGUGAUUUCCAUUGAUCUGUUUGUGAUCUUUGAAUGGGAAGCACUUGUUCUAAAACGGAAAAGUUUAAUGGAAUAAAAGUAUCAGAACACUCUAGCUUUCCUUUUACUGUACGGCUCCUCCAGACUCACGUGUUCAAAUCUUAAACUUGUUGUUGCCAGAGGUGCACUGCAGAGAAAUGAACUGAAACCUGAUAUUAAUGUCUCUCCAUGACCUUCAAAAGCAAAAGUAAAACAUCAGCCUAAUUUCACCGGAGUAAAUUUUAACGUUUAACGUUAUUUUACGUUUCACUUUUCGUUGUUCCUGAAAUUUCUAAGAUAGAUUUGGGUUAAUGUGUUGGCUUAUAGCCUGUUUGCCAGUUUUUACAGCUUGUUAAGUGUUUCUUCUUCAAGAUAGCUGAGGUUUUGUUUUUUCUAGAUCCAUCUGUGAUCCAUCAGAAUCAUAAAAAAGCUUAAUCAUAGAUGAAUAUGUGUGAGAUGUAAGGUAAAUAAAUCAGGAAGUCUUUUAAUCUAUUGAGACAUUUUUAUACCACAUUAAUGUAAAAAUUAUUAAUUAGUUAGAAAAGGUGAUGGUUUUCUAAUGAGUAAACUAACAGGUAUUUAAGUCACUACCAGCUCUCUAAAUCCUGAUCCUUCAUCCUGCAAAGCAAAUGUGCUGCAGCUGACCUGAAUGUGAAGCUUACUUGAGCUUAAAUCAGCUUUACAGGUCUCACAUUUUGGCAGGAUCUGGCCUAUAGUGCCAGCCAGUGCUCAGAUAACUGAACUGGACUUCACUGUCGAAGAAAAUCAGGUGUAACAACUGGAAAUGUUACCAUGCAGGUUUCACACGAUAGAAUUGAAGGGUAAAGGCUAAAGGAGAACGUAAAGUAUAGAUAAUCAUACCACAUUAAUGCACAGAGGGAAAUCAGUUUUCAAUCAGUUACUGUUUCCUUCAUCCAAAAGCUGCCAAGUCUAUUAAAAUUUGACAAGCAAUGAUAACGAUUUUUGAUAAACCACAGUUUACUUCAGAUGGAUUAGUUCUCUUAUUUCUAAGAAUCUGAUUUUAGGCGUGCAAGGUUGGGUUCAGUUUUUAUCAUCGCAAAACAGAGAGACUUUUAUUUUGAUCACUGACACAAAAAUCAAAAAAGGAGUGAAAAGAAAAAGAGCUGAUGACAUUCAAUCUUGUGAAAGCUCAUCAGAGAUUUUUGAUCCGUUUUUUUGCUAUGUGGACGUGUAAAUGCAGGAUCAUCUGUCUGAUAUGCUGACAGCGCUGAUUUUCUACUCGUUGGUCUUUCCAUAAUUUUCCUCUUCAUCUUCAUGUCUGCAUCUUUCCUCAGAGCCUCCCCUAUCCAUCCUUCCCUUGAGCACAGGCUUUCCUCAUCUUUUCCACCAUCUCCUCGUUUUCCACCUCAAAGGCCUUCUUCCCUUCACACUCUGAGACUUUGAAACACACUCUGAAUUUUUUCUGCAUUUAAAGCCUUUCACAUAAAGUUCUCCUUUAGUGGAGGAUUUUCUGUCUUUUUUUUACGCUCUACUCCUUCAGUUAGAGAGCUCCCACAUCCAUGUAGGCCAUCCUCACUGUAGCUGUCUAAUUCUUUCAGAAAUCUCCUUGUUGUGAAGUGUAGCAUCUCCUUUAGCCUUAUAGACCCUCCUUUUCUUUCCUUAUUUUCUGAAAGCUUCUCUUUCUUUUUCUAUCUACUCUCUCUCCAGCUGGAAAGCCUCUCUCAUCCUCUGUAUUUCUGUUUCUUCCUCAUUGUGAGCCUCUCUCUGUUGCCUGCCUCUGUUGCCAGUCCUUUCUUUUCUCACACAUGACCUUCUCCUCUGCUUUGAAGGUCUUCCUCCUCUCUUUGCUAGACUUUCCUCUUGAAGGUUGUCUUGAAGUUUUCCUCUUCUCCAGCUGGAAGUGGCAUUGCCCGACCGUCUCAGUUAUUUGAACCUGCUGCCUUUGAAAGGCUUCUCUCUGUCUGGUCAAACUUUGUCUUUCUGUUUCCACAUUCUCUCUGAUCUUUUUUUAUGUGUGUUUGUCCACAGAAACAUGUCUCACAUCUUUUGUCAGAGGAGAGGUUUUGGCUUCUGCCUUGCUUUGCCCUCCAUUUGCCCUCUUAGCCUUUGUUCCCCUUUUAUAUAUCAUUGGGGUCAAUCUGUGUGCUGGGAAUCAUUCAGUAAACUUCCAAAAGUCACUAUGGGACACCUUUAAAAGCCCUCAUCGAUUUCUCAAAUCAGGAUCAGAGAGUGAAACUUUGAGAAAAAACUCAGUCUGCAAAAUACAGCUUUUCAAAUUGUUGAUUUAAUUACAAAUAUUUUGGAUAAAUAUAUUUUUGAGUGAAGAGAAAAUUAAUUCUGAACAAAGCAGAGCAAAUAUCUGUUUAUCUGUGACACUGCCUACGGCUGUUUUCUUCCUUCCAGGAGGAGGUUUCAGUCAGCCUUGCUGGUAAAAUAAUGUUUCUCUGUGAGGCUGCUGGUUAUUUUGAGACAGGGUGUUUAAGGGGAUAGUUCAGUUUUUAAUUUAUUUUUUUAUUUUUAUUUUUUGGAGACGUCGUCUACUGUCCCAAUAUGAAGGCUAAAUCAUAUCCCAUUAUAGACAGACCGAAGAGACAGAGGUUUCUUCUCACUUUAGCUGCACAUCAGACAGCUCUUCUCAUCAACACUUUGUCUUACUGCACACAGCUAGAUGUGUACCUGCACAUGUAGUGCAUGGUAUGAGAACAUCUGUUUUGGUCGGCUGCAAGAAGAGACAAUAAGUAAAAGAAAAUACCAGAUUACAGAAGAACAAAAUGUUCAUCACCGUGGAAACAAGAGGACACUUUGAUCAACCAGAGAGCACACAGAAAGCAGUUUUACAAAUAGGACUGGCCAGAGACAUGAAGAUAUCAAAUACUUUAAGGUCCCUUCAGGUGCAUGUUUGAACUCGAGCAUUAUGAGUCUAAAUUAAGCUGUGUUUUAUCAGACUUUUUUAUCUGAUAAAUAAGCAAAAACCUGGAAAAAACACUUGGAAAAAAAGAGUCUAAAUAAGACAGCACAGAUGUGAUGUUACUCUUGGUGAUUUUUACCCACAUUAAUCCACUGACUUUUUUUUUUUUUUUUUUUCCCCCCGAGUAAAAAGGUGUCCCAGUGAAAAAUAGUCUUGAUGAGGUAUGUGGGUUACUUGGCACGCAGAUCACAUCUUGAGAUGUCGCUGUAGCUGUUUGAAAUGUUUUAUUCAAUACUUGACCAACAGCUCCACAAAUUAAAUCUCCUCCCCUCUGUUGUUGCUUUACUUGGUGUUAGAAAAUGUUGCCCGAUGUCACUAAAAUUAUCUGCAUUGCCAGAAACCUGCAGAGGAAAUGAGUUAAAAAAGUUUAAAAGAAAAAAAAAAACUGAAUCUGCUGUGACACUGCAGUAUUUACAGCAGAGCUAUAUAACACACACACACACACACACACACUGAAGUUUAUAGUAUUCAACACACAUGAAGGACCAUAUAUGUUUUCUUGCCAAAAGCAAGAAAUAAAGAAGUGAAAAAAAGAACUUAAAUUAUAUGAAAAACUUGCUCACUUCCACUUGAUUCCAUUUUUGAGAAAAGAGGACACACCUCUCUUCAUCAAAACUUCAAAUAUCUGUUUGUUCUCUGUCCUUUAGGAGAUAAGAAGUACUUUAUGGGCUCCAAGGUGUCAACUUUAGAUGCCACAGUGUUUGGACAUCUAGCCCAGGCGAUGUGGACUCUACCUGGGACACGACCGGAGCAGCUUAUAAAAGGUCAGUAGAUGUGGGACACUCAGAACCAGCUGACUGUAUAAAAGCAUCAUCUACUUGUUAUUUUGUUUGAGCACAUUAUUUGUUACACAUAACUGUAAUAUGCUGCACUGUACUGGUCUGUCAUGGAGAUGUCAAUUUCAGCCACUAGAUGGCAGUGAGACUCUACUGCAGUGCUCUGAUUUGUUUUAAAUCUUGCACACGGAGGAACAUUUCAAGUUCUCAUGUUUUCAAAGAGCAGAAUCACAGCUUGUAAUGUCACAAAUGAAGAUUUUUAGUUAGAUUUCACUUUGAUGUAUAAUUUCUGAGGAAAAGGCUCAUAGUGAAGGGAUGUCAAAAAAUAUGUCCUUGCAAAAAUCCCAGUUGUGUUGUCUUUCUUUCUCUGAGACAGCCUCUUGAGUAUCAUUGAGCUCCUGCUGUUCUUCAUCUUGUGUCUCUGCUGUUCCUUGUGUCUACGCAGGAGAGUUGAUCAACCUGGCUAUGUUCUGUGAAAGGAUGCGGAGGAGGUUCUGGCCUGAGUGGUUUGUGGAGGUGGAGGAUCUUUAUUAUGAUGGAGACAGUGAGAGCAGCGGCGGCGGCGGCUCACCUACAGGCCAGCUGGACUUUGGCCUCUUCUCCAGGACGGACACUCUGGAGGACAGCGAAGCCAGCAGCCACUCAGCCGGACACUCACACACACACUCCCCCGACUCUGACCACUCUCUCUUUGACUCGGACGUGGGCACAGGAUCUGACAAUGACAUGCAGCUUAAGGAAGAGCUGAUGCCCGACCUGGAGGUUUGA
This is a messenger RNA of Xyrichtys novacula (pearly razorfish), 16214 nucleotides long. Lineage: Eukaryota; Metazoa; Chordata; Actinopteri; Labriformes; Labridae. The record is from the annotation of a GenBank genome assembly.